This is a messenger RNA of Gopherus evgoodei (Goodes thornscrub tortoise), 1946 nucleotides long. RefSeq names its product ribonucleotide reductase regulatory subunit M2 (gene RRM2). The coding region runs from base 57 to 1235 and encodes 392 amino acids. NCBI's taxonomy places the organism in Eukaryota, Metazoa, Chordata, Testudines, Testudinidae. Gene Ontology annotation, cellular component: cytosol. Gene Ontology annotation, biological process: deoxyribonucleotide biosynthetic process. The record is from RefSeq and is a predicted model, not a curated record. Gene Ontology annotation, molecular function: ribonucleoside-diphosphate reductase activity, thioredoxin disulfide as acceptor. The transcript has 10 exons.
UCGCCCCUGCCUGUCAGAGCCGGAGCCUCCGUCGCCGUGUCCCUGCCAUCGCCGCCAUGAUCCCCGCCCGGGCCCCGUUCUCCGUCCGCAACGAGCAGCCCCGCCUGUCGCCCAUGAAGAACCUGGUCCUGACCGACAAGGAGAACACGCCCCCCGCCACCAGCGCCACGCGGGUCCUGGCCACCAAGACCGCCCGGAAGAUCUUCCAGGAGGCGGACGCGAAGCCGCUGAAACCCAAAGCAGCGAUACAAGCUCCUAGCAAUCUGGAAGAUGAGCCACUCCUACGGGAGAAUCCACACCGGUUUGUCAUAUUCCCCAUCCAGUACCAUGAUAUCUGGCAGAUGUACAAGAAAGCAGAGGCCUCCUUCUGGACAGCUGAAGAGGUUGAUCUUUCCAAAGACAUUCAACACUGGGAGUCCCUUAAGCCUGAGGAGAAAUACUUCAUUUCACAUGUCUUGGCCUUCUUUGCAGCAAGUGAUGGCAUUGUAAAUGAGAAUUUGGUGGAGCGAUUCAGCCAAGAAGUACAAGUAACAGAAGCGCGCUGUUUCUAUGGCUUCCAGAUUGCUAUGGAAAACAUACAUUCAGAAAUGUACAGUCUGCUCAUAGAUACUUACAUUAAAGAUCCAAAACAGAGGGAAUUUCUUUUCAAUGCCAUUGAAACACUGCCAUGUGUUAAAAAGAAGGCUGACUGGGCCAUGCAGUGGAUUGGGGACAAACAAGCAACAUUUGGAGAACGUGUAGUGGCUUUUGCAGCAGUGGAAGGAAUCUUCUUCUCUGGCUCUUUUGCAUCCAUCUUUUGGUUGAAGAAGAGAGGGUUAAUGCCUGGACUCACUUUUUCUAAUGAACUCAUCAGCAGGGAUGAGGGUUUGCACUGCGACUUUGCCUGCCUAAUGUUCAAGCACUUGAUUCACAAACCAUCUGAGGAAAGAGUAAGAGAAGUCAUUACCAAUGCUGUCAGGAUAGAGCAGGAAUUCUUGACAGAGGCGCUACCUGUAAAGCUGAUUGGCAUGAAUUGCACUUUAAUGAAACAGUACAUUGAGUUUGUAGCAGACCGACUUAUGCUGGAGCUGGGAUUUAGCAAGAUAUUCAAAGCAGAGAAUCCGUUUGACUUUAUGGAGAAUAUCUCACUGGAAGGCAAGACUAACUUCUUUGAGAAGCGAGUAGGAGAAUACCAAAAGAUGGGAGUAAUGUCAAAACCCACAGAUAACUCUUUCACUUUGGAUGCAGACUUUUAAAUGAACUGAGACCACUUAAGAUAUGAGGCACAUGCUGUUCGAAUGAAACAUUGCUUUCAAUAUUAAUUCACAUUGUGACUUGAUUAUACUAAAAUCUCACUCUUGAACAGUGUGGGGUAUGGUACUGUUUUGAGGAGGCUAGUAUAGCUACAGCAGUAAAAUUCUUUCAUUAGAUAUUGCCAAUGGUGUUAAUUCAUAGAAUGCUUAGAUGGAGUAACUUAUAUUAUAAAAUCAUUUCCUGGAAAAAUCCUCAAUUCUUGAAGUGAUCUGAUGCCCUCCCUUGCAACAGGGAGGUUGUACACAGAUCACUAGCUUCUGGAAUUUCUAUAACAAAGCUGGAAGUGCUUGAGAAAUGAUGUUUUAAAUGAGAUUUGACAGAUUUGGCUCUUGGAUACUGGAGGGAAAGCUACAUGACCUCACUGCUUCUAAGCAGGUUUUAAGUUUACUUUUUACUAUUUGUGAUAGUUUGUACAUAAACCUGGCACUUUAAUAUUAAAAUAAAGAACUCUGACUUGUAUUCUUGGCAGCAUGAAUAUUGAAGCUUGAGUUAAUUCUAAAUUUUAGACACAGCAUUGCAUGUUAUCCUUUUUUUGUUUUUAUGCUUAUUUACUUGUAUGUAACUUAAAAUGAUAACUUUUUGAGUCAGACCUGCUGGUGAUCCUGACAGAUCUGUAAAACUUCUGGCGAAGUGUAGGAAUACAAACUGUAUGG